This is a messenger RNA of Cajanus cajan (pigeon pea), 1865 nucleotides long. RefSeq lists its product as uncharacterized. The record is from RefSeq and is a predicted model, not a curated record. Gene Ontology annotation, cellular component: RNA polymerase III complex. Lineage: Eukaryota; Viridiplantae; Streptophyta; Magnoliopsida; Fabales; Fabaceae. Gene Ontology annotation, molecular function: single-stranded DNA binding. Gene Ontology annotation, biological process: DNA-templated transcription.
CAGCAGUUGAGGAAUUUUUAUUCACCCGGCUUAGUCAUCGGUUCUCUCGUUACUUCUCGUUAGCGCCGCCGCCGUUUUCAUAUCUCCGCCGCUGUUGCGCUCCAUUCUCCGGUCUCAGUUUCAGGCUUCUUCGCCGUUUUCUCUCUGAAGAAAAUGGCGACACAGUACGGCAUCAAAUUCGCCGUUCACCUCAUCAGCAACCACUUCGGCAAUGUCGUCUCUAAAGUAUGCGAAAACCUAUUUCACCGUGGACCCCUCACGUUGGAUCAGUUGAUUCACUACACGGAACUUACUAAGGAGCAAGUCAAGAACUCUUUACUCGUUUUGGUUCAACACAACUGUGCUCAACCAUUUGUUCCUGAUGAUGAUGAUGUAAACAAUUUGAAAGUUAGAACGCAGUACGUGGCAUUGUUUGAUAACAUAAUCCACCGACUGAGAUUUCCCAAAUUCUUGGAGACUGUGUCGCAAAGGCUUGAUGAAGAAUGUGCGGAGCUUCUUGAUGGAUUACUUCGUGAUGGCAGGCUUACCCUGAAACAAAUGGUUGACAGAGCAAGUCAAGGAAAAGAAAAUGCUGUGGAUUCUAAAGUUGUACGAGAGUUACUCUGUAAACUUUUGACAGCUCGAUUUGUUGAACGCUGCCCUGCCCCUGAGCCGGUUGUUUCUACUUCAUUUAAAGAAACUACAAUUAGGAAGCGGGGUGCCAAGUCUGCCAAGAUAUUUGUAGCUCCAAAGACAUUAGAACAAUGUGUUCUAGAAGCGGCAGUGCCUAGGGAUGCAAUCAGAUUUUCACUCACUGCAGAUAUGGGAUUGAAUGUUGAUGAAGAAAAAAAUUCAGAUGAUGCCCAAAUGAAUAGUGUUGAAGAAAAUGUUGCAGAAGAGGAACAAAUUCUUUGGCGUGCAAAUUUUGAGGAGUUUAUACGUCAUCUUAGGCAUAAGGUAUUGAUUGAGAAUGUUAGAACUCAGCAUGAUGAUGGAACUGCUGUUGUCUUACGUGCAGUAUUGGAGGCAACAAAAACUGUAGAGAAAAAAGUGAAAAUGCAGAAUUCAGUUCCCUUGUCACUGGAUACAAUUACCACGGAGGUGAUGAAGACUGAUAUAGGUCGAGCAUUUACCAUAGAUCGUAUUAGAGCCUCUCUUAGCCAGUUGGGUUGUUCGGGUUCUUCGAUUAUUGAUGAUUCAUAUAGUAUUGAUUUGAAGAAAAUUAUUGAACAGGCUCGAAAUGAAGAGGUUGAGUCAAUUAUGUUGAAAAGGUAUGGAAAGGAUGCCUACAGAAUGUUCAGGCUACUGUCAAAGGAUAGUAGUUUUCUCGACACAGAUAAGAUAGCAGCAUGUACUCUCGUUGAGCCAAAGAAAGCUUCAAAGUUUCUACACCAGUUAUGGAAUGAUAACUACUUGCAUAAGGAGACAGUGACAGGUGUUAUGGUCGGCAAGCCAUCAAAUAUUUUUUUGUGGAAAGUUAAUCAGCCUCUGCUUUGGAUAAAUGUACUGGACGAGAUGUACCAUGCUGCCUUAAAUUUGAGCAUAAGAAUGGCUUAUGAACAGGAAAAGAAUGAAGAGCUUUUAAAUGUUCCUAAAGACAAGCUAAAGGAGCCAGGACCACUGCAGAAGAAAUACAAACGGCUGCAAAAUGUCUGGUUGCUCCUAGGAGCAUCAUUGAUGAAACUCGAUGAUGCUCUCAUGCUUUUCCAUGACUUCUGAAAACGAACUUUGCUACUUUAAUUUAGAUUACAUUUUUAUUAUUAGAUGAGGAAUUAGUAUUUUAUCAUCUGCUUGUUAAGAAUUGAAAAAUAGUUAUGUUCUAAUUUCAAAUAUUAUUUUAUUUAAAGGUGGCAAAAUGGGUUCAAUCAAUGUUCUAGUUUUUUUUC